Durusdinium trenchii is the source of this 2276-nucleotide messenger RNA. The record is from the annotation of a GenBank genome assembly. Lineage: Eukaryota; Dinophyceae; Suessiales; Symbiodiniaceae.
GCUCCCUUCCUAACCUCUCCCCUCCCCUCUUCCAGAGUUUCUCCGCAUCAUCUUCCGACGUACCAGUGCCAGGACGGGCUCAAGGGCAGUCGUAGACUCUAUAGACUCUAGACUCUAGACCACUUGGCCCCGUCCCCGGUCGACCGUUACAAUGCAGCGCCUGUGGUGUCUCAUCUUGGGGACCUCCCUUUGGACAGCUCUCUCGCUUGAUGUGACGCCUGUGCAGAAAGUCAUCCAGAUGAUUGUAGACAUGAAGGAGAAAGGUCAGAAGGCCUUGGAGGAGGAGGAGGUGCAAUAUGCCAAAUUCAAGGAGUUCUGUGAUGCAACACUCACGGAAAAGGGGAAGUCCAUCACUGAAGCAGCAGACAAGAUCGAGCUUCUGACCGCGGAUAUGGAAGCGGCCGGUAGCGAUGCCACACGCCUGGAGACGGAGCUGGCGCAGCAUCAGGUCGACCUGGAAACGCAGUCGGGCGAGCUGGCCAACGCCACCGGCAUUCGGGAGAAAGCGCGUGCCAACUUCCUGGCGACUCUCAAGGACUACACGGAGUCCAUCAACGCCAUUGGAAGCGCGUUGAAGGUCCUCAAGGAGACCGCUGCAGGGCCCUCGUUGGUGCAGCUCAAUGAGGUGAAGAAGAUGCUACCGCUGGAUGCCAUCAAGAGCAUUGAUGAGUACUUGGCGCUUUCUGAGAAGAAGCCAAGUCUGCUCAUGAAAACCACAGCCCAGGCGCACCGCUCGGAGCCCGAGAUGUACGAGUUCCAAUCGGGCGGCGUGGUGAGUCUGCUGGAGAACUUGGAUGAGAAGUUCGUGGCUGAGCGCUCCACGCUCGAGAAGGAGGAGUUGGCCAAAAAACACGCCCAUGAGAAGCUGGCGGCGAGCUUGGAAGCCGCCAUCGCCCAGUCCAAAAAGGAGAUCGAGUCCAAGUCGCAGUUCAGGGCCAAGCGUUUGCAAACGAAGGCAUCUGCAGAGGGAGAUUUGGCAGAGACCACCACGGAGAAGGCGUCAGAUGAGAAGUACGCCAAGGAUCUCAAGGCCACCUGUGAGAAGAAGUCCGCCGCCUUCGCCGAACGGAAAGCCCUGCGGACUGAAGAGAUUGAGGCUUUGGGCAAGGCGCAGGAGAUCCUCGCGGGGGGCGCAGUGGCCGGCCACGCCAAGAAGCAUCUCCCAUCUCUCCUGGGAACUUCCCUGGCGUUCCUCCGUUCGGAGUCGCCCACGCAGCUGCGUGUGGCCAAGUUCUUGCAGGCACGAGCCACUGCACUUAACAGCAGGGUGCUCAGCGCCAUGGCGGCGCGUGCCGGUGCCGAUCCCAUGUCCAAGGUGAAGGCGAUGAUUGAGCAGCUGCUGGUGAAGAUGGAAGAACAGGCCAACCAAGAAGCGACCAAGAAGGGCUGGUGCGAUGCGGAGCUUAAGGAGAAUAAAGCCAUCCGAGAGGAGAAAGCAGAUGUGGCCGAGGGUUUGCAGUCCGAGAUCGACGAGGUCACUGCCAGCAUCACCAAGCUGGGGGAAGAGUUGGCGACGUUGCAGAAAGAGCUCACUUCGCUGGAGAGCGCCAUGAGUGAAGCCACGGCCAUCCGAGAGAAGGAGAAGGCCAAGAAUGAGGGCACCUUGAAGGAUGCGAAGGAAGCACAGGCGGCGGUAGCUCAGGCCACCAAUGUCCUUAAGGACUUCUAUGCCAAGGCAGGAGAAGCCACCUCCCUCCUCCAAGCUCCAGAGGUCUUUGGAGAUGAGCCUUACAAGGGCAUGGAGAACAGCGGCGUGCUUUCAAUGCUGGAGGUCAUUGCCACCGACUUCGCGCGGUUGGAGACGGAGACCAAGGCGGCGGAGACGGCGGCGGCCAAGGAGUAUGACGAGUUCAUGGACGAUUCCAAGGUGGACAAGGUCACCAAGACCAAGACAUCUGAGCACAAGACCAGCAAGAAGCAGACGAAGAGCCAAGAAUUGACGAUGCUGGAGGGCGACCUGCAAGGAACCCAGAAGGAGUUGGAUGCGGCCAAUGUCUAUUAUGAGAAGCUCAAGCCUGAUUGCAUCGACACCAGCGAAUCCUUUGCCGAGCGCAAGGCACAGAGGGAACAGGAGUUGAAAGAUCUUCAGUCUGCUUUGGACAUGCUCAAUGAAGUCUGAGACAGAUCAGCGCGCUGUCUCCUCCGUUUGCACGGUCGGGGCGGCGCGAUCAAGCCCACUUGCUUGAAGCACGUGGAGACGCGGAAUUCCAAGGGGCCAAGCAGGCCAAAAUUGAGAGCAGCACAUGCGUCCGUGGAUCAAGGCAGCCGUUUGUGCA